This is a messenger RNA of Dentiscutata heterogama, 204 nucleotides long. Lineage: Eukaryota; Fungi; Glomeromycota; Glomeromycetes; Diversisporales; Gigasporaceae. The record is from the annotation of a GenBank genome assembly.
AUGAAGGAGAUUGAUGAUGCUCAAGACAAAGAUCAGUUUGUAAUAGAACUUUCGUUAAAAUAUAGUCAAUAUCCGUUUAAACCGCAUCUUUAUGCAGAUUAUUCUAGGUUGUUGAUCAAAAUCACAAUGUUGGAAUUCUAUUACAAACUGAUAGAAGGUCAAGCAAAAGAAAGAAAAAUUCCUGUGCUUAUAUGUAACAAACAG